CUGACAUUUUAUCUGUUUGCCACUCUUUGGAGAUUGGAAAAUAAUUAUUGAUUUAUUGUUAGUGCAUACUCCUCGUUGACUAAAAGCCAACAUCCUGAUACCACAACACAGUAAAAAAUGCAAAUGUCAUGAAUAUGUAGAUUAUUAAAAAUUGGAAUCGCAGUUCGAAGUUAGAUAUUUUCUUUUUGCGUUAGGCUUCUCCACAAGAUUGCAAGGAUCACCAAGGUUUCUAAUCAAACUAGGCCGAAAGUACACAACUUAGUGCGUUAUAGUGUUUAAGCAUUUGUAUGUUUAGUUGAUUCCUAAAUAUGUAAAUGUAGGUAUAAAUAAAAUAAACAUUUUUUAUGUCCUAUAAUAAUAUUUAGUUUUGUUUCAUAAUCAACUGUUUUACUUUCGUGUCCAUAAUGGGUAGUGAAAAAGAUCGUUCAUCGGAAAUGGGUGACGCUGAAGAUAUUCCUAGUGAUUUUUUUGAUGAUUUUGCCAAAGAUGACUUCAUGGAGGGUUUAAGUGUUAUAGACAGCUGGGACGACGAAGAUAAGACCGGCAAGCGUGGGGUGUCAUCUCGCGUCCAAUCGGAAUCUUUAGACGGCGUGAAAGAUCAUCGGGAAUCGGUUGAAGAUGGAGAUGCUGACAAGUCUGUUACAGAUUCUCGCAAGCCUACAUCUUACGUAAAAUUUGACGAUAAAUUCAAAUGGCAGAAGCGUGACUCCUCUGGGCCUCGAUCUUCGAGUAGUAACAAUCCAGACAAUUACAUCAAACCUGGCAGUAGGCGUGACCCAAGCAAGACCAACGAGGCGAUCAAAAAGGAUAAGGAGGUAAAAGUGAAGGAGUACCUCGCUAAACAUUUGGAUUCGGCGGAUGAUCUUCGGCCGCCUGGUACAGAGCUGGAUGACUAUUAUGACGAAGACAAGUCCAAGGAUCGUAAAAGAACACCAAAGCAUGUUGAGGAAGAUGAGUUUGAGCAUCCUCCAGAGCGCCGAGCGUUACCUAGACAUCAUUACAAAGAUGGACCUCACUACAAAGACGAACCUCAUUACAAAGACGACCAUCACCACCCAAGUCCGCAUCGACCCAGCCCACGCCGAAGACGCAGUCCACGGUGGAGUCCUCACCACAUGCCAAGACGUAGUCCACAUCGUCAGUUUAGACGCUUCAGCCCUCCUCCUCACAAGUUUUUUAAAAGGCGGUACAGCCCACAGAGACGGAGCCCUCACAGGCGCAGUCCUCAAAGGCGCAGUCCACGAAGAUAUAGUCCUAUGAGGCAUCGUGCUUACAGCCCAAGAAGACGCCGUUCUUCAAGAUCUCCAUACAGAUUGGAACACAGGCCUGCAAACUAUGAAUAUGACAUGCAGAGAUCUCGUUCACCUCGUUCUCGUUCCCCGCGCCGUACAGAUACAUUCCUAUAUCCAGCUGACCCCAACUCUACACCAGUCAGUUUUCCCCCCGAAACUUAUUUGCCAGAGCCCAGUCAAAUUUACAACACUGGGCAGAAUGAAUACCCGGGAAAUGUACCUGGGUAUUCAUACCCUCAAAAUGUGCAAUAUAGUAACAGCUACACUGCUGGUUAUGACUAUACAGUGCCACCUGUGCCCCCAACUAAUGUACUACCUGGGCCUACACCAAUGCCGAUCCUGAACCCAGUGCCAGCUCCAGUGCUAGACCCGGUUGCAGCACCUGCUAUGGUACCGGCACCUACAGUUCCUGUAUUGGAACAGAAAACACCAUAUGAUGCUUUGGCACAAUUAGUUGCAGAGGGCAAAAUUUCUCAAGAGGAUUAUCUUAAACUUGCACCAAAUAAAGGUGCAAGCAGUUCCUUAGAAUCAAAAGUAAUGACUGGAGUUAUGACUCGAUGCAAUCAAGCUUUGACCAAACUGGAAAAACUGGUCCUGCCAAGUCAUUUAAUGAUGAACAAUCAUAUCUUUGAUUCUGAACUGAAAUCUGCUGAGUCCAAGUAUCGUUCACCACUGAAGAGACAGGCGGACAUUGAAUUUAAUUUUACUAAAACCUACGGACCUACGGUGGCGCUACAGAACAAGCAACUUGUGGAAGCUAUCGUUAGCACUAUAGGACUGGACAAGUUGGUGUCGAAGAAGAAGAAGUCUCUACCCAAGGACAUGAAGGAUGCGGCUUGUCAAACAUCGAAACCUUAUUGCGACGUGUGCGAGAUCCGCGAGUCUACGAAGGUGCACGAAGCCGACACGACUACUGACCCCAAGUAUUUCACGUCAACAGUUCAUACGCAGGUUGAGGAGCAAGAUCUGGUGAAUUCGAAAACUGUGUUCAACCCGUCGGGAAGCGUUGCAGAUGGAGCACCCAUUUCUAUAGCUCACCUGACUCCUGCGCAGUUGGUGUCCCAGUUGGCGGCGCGAGCGAAGACCUUGCAACAACCGACGCCCGCACCACCUGUACAUCAGAACCAGUUUGGCAGAAGAAACCCUAACUAUGACUACGAUGGCAGAGGCGGCGGCCCACAGUACCAUCACAACUAUAAUAACUAUCGAUAUUAGAAGUAAAAUCUCAUGGACAAUCUAUAUAUCCAACAAUUUUGUUAAUCUGUCUGCACUUGAAUGCGAUAUCUUUAAUUAAGGUAAACUUGUGCAGUGUCCGUCACAAGUUAUUUUGUAAUAAAAUUUUAAACUUAGAAGCC
Molecule: messenger RNA, 2647 nt
Organism: Trichoplusia ni (cabbage looper)
Lineage: Eukaryota; Metazoa; Arthropoda; Insecta; Lepidoptera; Noctuidae
Product: serine/arginine repetitive matrix protein 1-like
Exons: 4
Coding region: 405-2507 (700 amino acids)
Source: RefSeq, a predicted model, not a curated record